Molecule: messenger RNA, 1696 nt
Organism: Salvia miltiorrhiza (redroot sage)
Lineage: Eukaryota; Viridiplantae; Streptophyta; Magnoliopsida; Lamiales; Lamiaceae
Product: protein VTE6, chloroplastic
Exons: 5
Coding region: 258-1295 (345 amino acids)
Cellular component (GO): chloroplast inner membrane
Source: RefSeq, a predicted model, not a curated record
AAUAUAUUAUGAAAUUAAAUUCCAUCUAAUUCAAAUUUUGUUUUAUCCACCAAAUCAAAGACCCUAAUUGAUUGCUCAUCAUGGUGAAUUCAGGUACAAAACUGAAUGGGAAUUAAUAUUUUUCGUAUUUAGAAGUGUUUUAGAAAGAAAGAUAAAAGUUAAAAAAAAAAAAUCCAUCUAUUUUUCGAUUGGAAUUAUUUUAAUAUAAUUAGACCACUAUUACUAAAUUUUGUUUACCAGAUUUCUUCUUCUGACAUAUGAUUUUGAGCUCCCUUUCUUCUCCAACCAAAUACCAAACUAUUCUACCGCAACCAAAAAUGGCAACUUCUCUCUCAACUUCCACCACUCUCUCUCUCAACCCUUCAUUGUCUCUCUUCACUUCCCCCGAACCCACAUCAAGCACCUUCUUCUUCUUCCCUCCAAAGUCAAACCUCAAAACCCCAGUCUUGAAGAGAAAAUUCACAUCCCAAAUUCAAGCGUCAACGAGUGAUUUUGAUGCAGGACUACUUCAACAAGCCAUCGAGCUGGUAAAAUCAUCGCCUCCCACGUGGCAAUCCGCACUUCUGAGCAACGCCGCGAUCUUCAUUUUAGGCUCCCCAGUUCUUCUUUCCGGAUUAUCGCCGUUCGGAUUUGGGGCAGCAUUCUUGCUUGGAACCCUCACAUGGCGGGCCUUUAGCUACUCUGGCUUCCUUCUUGUCGCCACUUACUUUAUCAUUGGCACUGCCGCAACAAAAGUAAAAAUGGAUCAGAAGGAGGCUCAAGGGGUUGCUGAGAAAAUGAAAGGAAGGCGAGGACCAGGAAGCGUGGUUGGAUCAAGUGCUGCCGGCUGUGUUUGUGCCGCCCUCUCAAUCUCCGGAAUAGGUGGACGGGCACUUGCUCCCCUGUGGGAACUUGGGUUUGUUGCUAGCUUCUGUACUAAACUCAGCGAUACUGUCUCAAGUGAGAUAGGGAAAGCAUAUGGCAGAACGACUUACCUAGUCACAACAUUCAAGAUAGUCCCAAGGGGUACCGAAGGGGCCGUUAGCCUUGAAGGAACUUUUGCUGGAAUUCUAGCUUCGGUUCUUCUUGCUUCUGUUGGUUGUGCUCUGGGUCAGAUAAACAUACCACAAGCCAUCAUCUGUAUAAUUGCUUCCCAGAUUGCGAAUCUUGGAGAGAGUAUUAUCGGUGCAGUAUUCCAGGAGAAAGAAGGAUUCCAAUGGCUUAACAACGACGCAGUCAAUGUCCUAAACAUAUCUAUGGGCAGCAUUUUGGCAAUCCUUAUGCAGCAACUAUUCCUCCAAAACAGGCUUACAUAGAUAGAGGCUGCUACUCAACGACUAACUUGCUAUAUUCGCAAAAUUAAUCACCACAAUUUGAGCAGGAUCGUUUGAAAAUUGACACAAUAAAAGGAAAUGGAAGAAUGAAGGAUGAAGCAGCCGAUGUAUUCAGAAAUCUCUUCCCCUCGAACGACUGCAAGCCUCUUCCGAGUUCACCUUUGUCGCGUGUAACUCUCAGGAGGUCCGGGUUCGUUCCAUUGUUUCUCAGCAGAAGAGCAGUUUGGGCUAUGGAAUUCGAAACCGGCGCCGGAUUUGAAGCUAAGUACAUUCAUCAUUGAACCUGUGUAGUAUAGUCAUUGUUGAUGGUGAAAAGUAAAAGGUCUUCAACCAAGAUUCAUUUUGGAGUAUGAAAAUGAGGUAUAAAAGCAGUUUGGAGUAAA